Molecule: messenger RNA, 1701 nt
Organism: Penicillium subrubescens
Lineage: Eukaryota; Fungi; Ascomycota; Eurotiomycetes; Eurotiales; Aspergillaceae
Exons: 4
Coding region: 1-1701 (566 amino acids)
Cellular component (GO): membrane; endoplasmic reticulum
Molecular function (GO): long-chain fatty acid-CoA ligase activity
Source: RefSeq, a predicted model, not a curated record
AUGGCCGACCAGGCUCCGAUUCUGGAGAAGCUAGAUGCAGCAGUGUCGGAAGUUCUAGCAGACUGGAACAUCUAUACCACACUUUUUGCUGGAAUUCUUGCUGCAUUUGCCAUUUACUCGGUUGUUUCGAACAAGGACCCUGAUGUCCAUCCGUUCCUUCUUGCUCGUCAAUCUACAGCAUCUCCCAUCCGACAAGCGGGCGAGUCGGCAACCUACCGCAGCCUUGAGACACCAUAUGGGUUCCCUCUGCGGUCAGGGUUGAAUGUGAAAGAUCCAGGAGCUCCCAAGUGGACUGCCGGUCGACGGGGUGAUCUACGUGAUAUUUGGAAGACUGCUGUCCGUGGAGCUCUGAACGAGGAUGGUACCACCUCUGGGAAGCAGGGCAAAAUCUACACUGUCCUCGGCAAGAAUGCCAUUGAACACUCUCUGUCUCAGGUCACGCAGGAGAUCAAUGUGAUUGGCCGUCAUCUCCAAAAAGCCGAGGUGAAGACCGUUGCCGUUUGCCUGACGGACUCUAUCGAAUUGCUGGCAUCUAUUUUCGCUGGAUCCUUCUACGGAUUCAAAAUUGUCCUGAUCCCCCACAACCUUCCCGCCGCGAGCCUGUCAAGCCAUCUGCAAAACGCCAAAGCCGAUGCUCUAAUUGCCGAAGUUGGCUCGGUUGAUUUGUCUCUUGUCACAAAGGCCAACAAGCAAAUUUCCAAUGUGAUCUGGGUCGCCAAGUAUGGCAACCGUCACAUGGAUUGGCAUGAGGUACCCAAGGAUGCCAAGGAGACUCUCGAUGUCACUGUCUGGCAUGAAUUGGCAGAGGAAGGCAAAGACCUUGCUGGCUUCGACGUUCCCGAAUAUGACCCUACGACCCCUGCCCCUGCUGUCAAUACCGUUUGGCCUUCUGAGUCUCAGUAUGGCGAGUUUAUUGAUUUCAAGCAAGAGAACCUCGUGGCCGCCAUCAGCGCUCUCGGCUCAGCGCUCCCUCGCACUCAGCGUUUCAACUCUUCUGAUCUCGUCCUCUCAAUUGAUUCGCUGUCCCGAUCAUACCCUCUCUGCCAAAUCUUCAAUGCCCUGUUCUCGAACGCCUCGAUUGCCUUGAACUCGGUUGCUGGUGAGAAUGUCGACUUCGCCCUCGCCACCAAAGGCAUUUCCCCGACAGUCAUCAUUGCGUCUUCACGUACCAUGUCUGAAUACCAUGACCGUGUCAUGAAACCCCACACCGGCUUGAUCUCUUCUUUGGGCCGGUGGGUGCAGGCCCGGACUCUGGAUGCAGGCAACAUGCCAUCCAAAAACUUCUUCAGCCAGCUUGCACAGGUCGGACCGACUGCAGAGCUUUCGCUGGAAAAACUGCGUCUCCUUUGUAUCUCUCAUCGUGUUGAUGCCGAUGCCUCAGUCCGUAUGACCUCGGAGCAGCUGACGGACCUCCGAGUUUACAUGGGUACUCGCAUCGUUUCUGCUUUGACUGGGCCUGGCAUUGCCGGCGCUAUCAGCCAGACCAAUGUGUUUGAUUACCGUGAUGCCAGUGGCCCAAGCCACUUUGGUGCUCCUCUUAGCAGCACUGAGGUCACCCUGACUGGCGUCCCCGAGAGCCAAUCUGAUGAUUACCCCGAAGGACAGAUUUUGGUGGCUGGUCCCGCGGUUGUGGGCGGCAAAACUACUCUAUCUGCACGAGGACGCAUCGGCACGGACAACACCCUUGAAUUGAGUGCCUAG